Molecule: messenger RNA, 2607 nt
Organism: Cyclopterus lumpus (lumpfish)
Lineage: Eukaryota; Metazoa; Chordata; Actinopteri; Perciformes; Cyclopteridae
Gene: trpc4b
Product: transient receptor potential cation channel, subfamily C, member 4b
Biological process (GO): calcium ion transmembrane transport; manganese ion transport; regulation of cytosolic calcium ion concentration
Cellular component (GO): cation channel complex; membrane
Molecular function (GO): protein binding; store-operated calcium channel activity; inositol 1,4,5 trisphosphate binding
Source: RefSeq, a predicted model, not a curated record
GCAAUGUCACAGCUGUAUUACAAGAAAACUGACAAGUCCACAUACAGGGACCGCAUCCCCCUGCGGAUCGUGCGGGCGGAGUCUGAGCUCUCUAACCUGGAGAGGGCCUACCUGGGUGCUGUUGAAAAGGGGGACUAUGCCACUGUGAAACAAGCCCUGGAGGAGGCUGAGAUCUACUUCAGGAUAAACAUCAACUGCAUCGACCCCCUGGGGCGCACAGCUCUGCUCAUUGCCAUUGAAAAUGAAAACUUGGAGAUUAUUGAUUUGCUGCUCAGCUUUAAUGUAUAUGUGGGUGAUGCCCUGCUACAUGCCAUCCGCAAAGAAGUAGUGGGGGCCGUGGAGCUGCUGCUCAACCACAAGAAGCCACGUGGAGAAAAACAGGUCCCACCAAUUCUACUGGACAAACAGUUUUCAGACUUCACCCCAGACAUUACUCCAAUCAUCCUUGCAGCCCACACCAACAACUACGAGAUCAUUAAACUGCUUCUGCAGCGAGGUGUUUCCAUACCUCAGCCACAUGCUGUGCGCUGCAACUGUGUGGAGUGUGCGUCCAGUUCCGACGUGGACGGCUUACGGCACUCACGCUCCCGUCUUAACAUCUACAAGGCCCUUGCCAGCUCAUCUCUUAUUGCCCUCUCCAGCGAAGAUCCUUUCCUCACGGCAUUUCAACUCAGCUCGGAGCUGAAGGAGCUCAGCACAGUAGAGAACGAGUUCAAGUCAGAGUAUGAGGAACUGUCCCAUAUGUGUAAACAAUUUGCAAAGAACCUCUUGGACCAGACCAGGAGCUCUAGAGAGUUGGAAAUAAUCCUCAACUACCGCGAUGACAUCAACCCUCUGCUGGAUGAGAUCACUAAUGAUCUGGCCCGAUUGAAGCUGGCUAUCAAAUAUUGCCAAAAGGAGUUCAUUGCUCAGCCCAACUGUCAGCAGCUGCUGGCCUCUCAGUGGUAUGAUGAGUUCCCAGGCUGGAGGAGGCGUCACUGGGCAGGAAAGCUCAUCACAUGUAUCUUCAUUGGCCUCCUCUUUCCACUGUUAUCCAUCUUCUACGUGAUCUCUCCAAAGAGCCGCUAUGGCUUAUUCAUCCGUAAGCCUUUCAUCAAGUUCAUCUGUCACACUUCUUCCUACCUGACCUUCCUCUUCCUGCUCCUGUUGGCCUCGCAGCAUAUAGCCGCUGCAGACCAGAACUAUCAAGGCCCGAAACCCACCACUGUGGAAUGGCUGAUCCUGCCCUGGGUGCUUGGCUUCAUAUGGACUGAGAUCAAACAGAUGUGGGAUAGUGGUUUCCAAGACUACAUAGACGACUGGUGGAACUUAAUAGACUUCAUUGUGAACUCCUUGUAUCUUGCAACCAUUUCUCUGAAAUGUGUUGCCUUUGCAAAGUACUAUGGGCACAAAUCCAGAAAUGACUGGGAAAUGUGGCAUCCGACUUUGGUUGCAGAGGCAUUGUUUGCCAUUGCCAACAUCUUCAGCUCCUUGCGGCUCAUUUGCGUUUUUACUGCCAACUCCCAUCUGGGCUCCUUACAGAUCUCACUGGGCCGCAUGCUCCUGGACAUCCUCAAGUUCCUCUUCAUCUAUUGUCUCGUCCUGUUAGCCUUUGCUAAUGGCCUCAACCAACUCUACUUUUAUUAUGAAACAAAUGAGGAGGGUGAAUGCAAGGGUAUUCGCUGUAUGACGCAAAACAACGCCUUCUCAACGCUGUUCGAGACAAUGCAGUCAUUAUUUUGGUCUGUAUUUGGCCUGAUUCCCCUCCAUGUGACCAAUGUGAUACCACAGCAUGAAUUCACUGAGUUUGUGGGCAGCACCAUGUUUGGCACGUAUAACGUCAUCUCCCUGGUAGUGCUUUUGAACAUGCUAAUUGCAAUGAUGAACAAUUCCUACCAGCACAUUGCUGAUCAUGCAGAUAUAGAGUGGAAAUUUGCAAGAACAAAAUUAUGGAUGAGCUAUUUUGAAGAAGGGGGAACUUUGCCAUCUCCAUUCAAUAUAAUACCAACUCCAAAGUCAAUUUAUUAUGUAAUUGGAUGGAUAAAGACUCAUUUAUUUAAGAGAACAAGUUUAAAAAGACUUGAAACCUUUGAAACUUUGGGGAGACGUGCGGCCGAAAAUGUAAGAUUAAACCACGAGUAUCAGGAGGUUUUGAAGAACCUCAUGAAGCGCUAUGUUGCAGCAAUGAUCCGAGAUGCCAAGACAGAGGAAGGGCUAACAGAAGAGAAUUUCAAGGAGCUCAAGCAGGAUAUCUCCAGCUUCCGCUAUGAAGUCCUCGGAAUGAUGAAGGCUAAACCUCAAGGUGGGGUCGCAAGUAACGUUGCAAGCUCCAACUUGGCUUACCCUGGAAACUCAUUCAAGUACUCUCCCAAAUUCCCUACUGAUGAGCCUCAACAGAAGCAGAACGUGUUUGACAUGACCUCCCCCACCCCGCAGAGCUCUGCGCUAUCCAAGAUUGUCUCAGAUGCUGGGUCCCUCCAGGGACAGACACUCCCUUCUCAGAAAUGUAAUGCAAUAUACUUAGAGGAAGAUAAGGCGGGAUAUGGUGGACAAAGCCAAGAAGACCUUCAGAAUGAGAGAGUGAUUGUUGAAGUCUUAGAGAAAGUGGCGGGACAUUCAGGAGAUUGA